Molecule: messenger RNA, 1045 nt
Organism: Aricia agestis (brown argus)
Lineage: Eukaryota; Metazoa; Arthropoda; Insecta; Lepidoptera; Lycaenidae
Product: N-acylneuraminate-9-phosphatase
Exons: 5
Coding region: 104-859 (251 amino acids)
Molecular function (GO): hydrolase activity
Source: RefSeq, a predicted model, not a curated record
GAAACUCCGACAGAUUAUGAAAACAAGUCGUGCUAUUAACGCAAUACAAAGAACACAAGGCUAAAAUUAAUAUAAAAAUAUAACUUUACGUUGUAAUCGUAACAUGGAAAGUAUUUUUUCUGUAAAUAACGAUGUCUCGGCGAUAUUUUUCGACUUAGACAAUACUUUAAUCCAAACAAGAAAAGGGGACAGCAAGGCCUGCAAUAAGCUUGUAGAAAUUAUGGAACGUGAGUAUGGAAUCCCUCAUGACGUAGCCACGAGUAGUGCGAGGAAUUUCCUGUGCGCUUUCAGAGCCCGGCCCGAUGAUGACUCUUAUGCUAUUGACGAGUGGCCUGCGCACUUGUGGCGUAACUGCUUACCGAAGAACUAUAGGCAUAUUGCCAAAAAUAUAUCGAUUGAAUGGAUAAAACUGAGAUUCCAAUGCUUAGCUUUGACGCCAGAUGUUAUACAUCUUUUAGAAUCGCUUAGGGAGGAUUACCUUCUCGGUCUGAUCACGAACGGGCCUUCGCGGGCUCAAUGGCAGAAGAUCGAACGUUUAGGACUCCGGAAAUACUUCGACUGCGUGCUGGUCUCCGGAGACCUGCCGUGGGAGAAACCGGACCAGAACAUCUUUUUAGAAGCCUGCAAGCUUCUGCAAGUUGAACCCAGAACGUGCAUUAUGGUUGGAGACAAACUGGAAACUGAUAUAAAGGGGGGAAAGGAGGCGGAGCUUGGCGGAACCGUAUGGAUACCGCUCCACAACGACGAAAUGGAGUCGGAUCUCCCCGACGUCACCAUACAUGACGUCACGGAACUGCCCGAGGUGCUCCCGACCUCGCCCAAGCUGAAGCGCUCCACGCCGGCUACCAGUACCUGUUGAUGUUAUGACACAACCAUAGGCCAGAGUGAGACUAUACUAUACAAAAUCUCGCAUAAUAUUAAUUCAUAUAUUUUCUGUAAUAUGUAUAUUAAAUAUUUGUUUCCUGAUUACAAAACAAAAUUGAGCUUUGCCAUUUAACAAUAGAUUACAGUAAUUAGCACUUUUUCUAUGUUUCUUACUUUUUAA